UAGCGGCUUCGUUGCAAUUUCCAGGCGGUGUCCGUAGUUUCUUGCAUAGACUAUGCCAGGCGGCUCCAAUUAGAACAUGGAUGCAAAAUUCUUCAAACUGCUCCUCCUGGGCGGCGUGGUGCGCUUCUAUUUCAGUCGCACGCCGUUGGCUGCCAUGAUUGGCAACCGAGUGGAGUUCGCGACGCCUUUGAAUUCACACAAGCGCAUGCAAGAAGGCAUCUUCCUGCUGCAGAGCGGCAUUGAUCCGUACCAAGGCGAUCUGGUCCACGAGACGCCACUGAUCCUCAGCGCUCUCUCUGGCUUAUUCCAA
This is a messenger RNA of Drosophila serrata, 310 nucleotides long. RefSeq names its product phosphatidylinositol glycan anchor biosynthesis class U (gene PIG-U). Gene Ontology annotation, biological process: attachment of GPI anchor to protein. Gene Ontology annotation, cellular component: GPI-anchor transamidase complex; membrane. Lineage: Eukaryota; Metazoa; Arthropoda; Insecta; Diptera; Drosophilidae. The record is from RefSeq and is a predicted model, not a curated record.